Molecule: messenger RNA, 1640 nt
Organism: Paraphaeosphaeria sporulosa
Lineage: Eukaryota; Fungi; Ascomycota; Dothideomycetes; Pleosporales; Didymosphaeriaceae
Product: Rhamnogalacturonase B
Exons: 4
Coding region: 30-1613 (527 amino acids)
Biological process (GO): pectin catabolic process
Molecular function (GO): carbohydrate binding; carbon-oxygen lyase activity, acting on polysaccharides
Source: RefSeq, a predicted model, not a curated record
GGUCUAUUACGCUUCUAGUUCACACGACUAUGCGCGUCCCCAGCCUUUUAGCGACAGCUCUGGCGCUCUCAAGCGGCGCGAGCGCAGCGUUCGGACUGACAUCGACGAGCGCGAAAUAUACUGUGGACACAGAUGGCGGUCUGGUUUUCGAGGUCAACAGGUCCAACGGGGAUAUAACCAGCCUCAAAUACAAUGGUGUUGAGUACCAAGGCACUGGUAAGGCAUCGGCAAUCAACUCUGGACUAGGUACUUCCACAGUCACCGGCGAAACUGUGAAUGGCUACGUCAAGAUCACGGCCAAGGCGUCUAAUCUUCCAGUGACCCAAUACUAUGUCGCAAAACCCAAGGAUCCCACAGUUUACAUGGCUACAUACAUAACUGGAGAGGUCGAUCCUGGGGAGCUACGAUGGCUCGCACGACUGCGUACUUCGGAGCUUCCCACUGGUGUGCAUGGAAGCGCGGGUGACACCCGAGGUUGCACUGCGUUUGAAGGCAAAGACACUUUCAAUUGCCCUAAUGGACAGACACGCUGCAAAAUGUAUACAUCAGACCGUUUCAUUGACGAUAAGGUACACUGCGUGUCAGGAUCGAAAACCCAAGUAUGCAUGAUCAUGCCAGGUACUGCGUACGAAACCUCUGCAAGUGGCCCUUUCAUGCGCGACAUCAACAGCCAAACUGGCUCGAGUGACCAAGAAUUAUACUGGUACAUGAACUCUGGGCAUGUCCGGACCGAGAAAUGGCGCUUUGGUCUGCAAGGACCAUAUGCGAUGACCUUUACUUCACCCAACACGAAACCUGCCGAAAAUCUAGAUACGAGUUUUUUCAGCACUUUGAGUGUCCAAGGCUAUGUCGCAGCCAGUGGGCGUGGCACUGUCACUGGAGCUGCCACGGGCAUCCCGAGCGGCUUUGAGACAAUCGUUCACUGGUUCAACAACAACGCACAGUACUGGACCAAGGGUACAGAUGGUAAAUUCACGUCGCCUUUGAUGAAGCCUGGAUCGUACAGUAUGAGGCUGUACAAGGGGGAAUUCGCAGUCGCCAACGAGACCGUGACAGUGACGGCUGGCCAGACAGUUGCGAAAGACAUCGCGUCCAAAGAGCCCAACGUGCCUGUCAUCUGGCGCAUCGGUGAGUUCGAUGGCAAGCCAACUGAGCUGAAGAAUGGCGACAAGAUCGAGAGGAUGCAUCCGUCUGACACACGCAUGGCCGGCUGGAGUGGCACAUUCACAGUCGGACAGUCCAAGGCAUCCGAUUUCCCGAUGGCUUUGUGGGCAAAGCAAGGAAGUCCUGCCACAGUCAUGUUCACGCUCACUCAGGAGCAAGUGAAAGGGCAUGUGCUUCGCAUUGGGACGACGCUUUCGUUCAAGGGUGGCAGACCAUCUGUCAAGAUUAAUAGCUGGACUGGAGCGGAUCCUGGCGCACCGGUACUUAUCGACAGUCGUGGCGUUACUCGUGGCGCCUAUCGCGGAUGGGGCGAUGUCUAUACCUGGAGCGUGCCAUCCAGUGCUUUUAAUGUUGGCGCGAACACGCUCACACUGGGGGUGUAUGGAAGCGGAGAUGCGACUUGGCUAAGCGCGAAUUACAUCUUGGACGCACUGGAGUUGCAAGAUUGAUGCCGUGCAGCAGCAUGACGGUCUGUG